UUUUCCCAUUACUAAGAUUUGUAAACAACGGACGGACUGUACAGAACCAACAGAAGCUAGAUUUGAUGAAGUUAUGGCCGCCGGGGAAUCGAGUUCAGAUCGUAUGGUGGACGAAGAACACCAAAACGUUCAAACAAAAACCCGUCUAGGGUGUGUGAAGCCACGAACACUUGGGCUGUUUUUCGUCGUUUCCAUUUUGAUCAAUUUUUUGUUGGUGUCCAUAAUGUUGGGAUUAUUGCUUGCCGGAAAACUGGCACAUGAUACAGGAACGGAUCAUGAAAAAGGAGAGGAUAUGACAGCAGAUAAGUCAGCUGUAAAGAGUGCAGCACUAGAUAUACCGGAACUAGACCAAGUGUGUUUACAGUGUGAUCCCGGAGACGGCGUGAAGCUCGAACUAGUUACAUUAUACCCCAUCAACAACGGUACAAAGCCGCUCUGUUGUAAAACGUAUUCUCAGACCGAAAAGGAUAGAAAACAGCAAAUGGUUCAGACACACCUGGGUUUUGACAUCCUCGCCUGUCCACCAAUUCCAGAUCAAAGAGUUAAGCCCGCCGGCCUGUGUUUCUUGGAUUUCGAACGGAGCUCAGAUAGAGGAUUACGUGUGUAG
Molecule: messenger RNA, 607 nt
Organism: Ylistrum balloti
Lineage: Eukaryota; Metazoa; Mollusca; Bivalvia; Pectinida; Pectinidae
Exons: 4
Coding region: 74-607 (177 amino acids)
Source: RefSeq, a predicted model, not a curated record